Dentiscutata erythropus is the source of this 340-nucleotide messenger RNA. Lineage: Eukaryota; Fungi; Glomeromycota; Glomeromycetes; Diversisporales; Gigasporaceae. The record is from the annotation of a GenBank genome assembly.
CACCAAAAAACACAAGCUUUACAGUCUCAGCAAAGGCAACCUGAUUUCAAAGACUACUUUAGAGUACCAGAUAAAUAUAUGCCAGAAAGACCACCAGAUCGGUAUGGUCCAGUGCAAUCAAAGAAAAAUAUUAAAGUCGACUCUGAUGAAGAACUGGCUGAUUGUAUAGAUAAGUUAUCAAUAAAUAAAGCUUUGUUAAAAGGUUUUGAGGCAGGAGUUCAUGCUGUUAUUAAAUCAUCCAAAUACCAUUGUUCAAAUUGUAAUAGAACCGGACACAAUUCUCGUAAGUGUUCUAGAAAGAAAUCUAAGAAUUCCAAGAGAUCUAGCAAGAAUAAAAAAG